AUGGAACUUGCCUUUCCAAAGUUGGCAGGAUUAGCCAAACUCGGCCUUAGUUUUCUUUGGGCGGCUCGCCACCGUGUCUCUUCUGUCUUGUCCAACUCCUACCUGACGCUAAAAAGCGAGCCCAUCCGCCUGGCUGGCGGCUGUGAGUAUUUAACAUGCCAUUCGUAAAGAGUGGACUUGUUCAAUUGUUCAAUACGAUCUCCUAUUAUGGAUUGAUUUCGUCUUUUGCGGUGCAGGUUGCUGCCGGAGGUGACUCGGCUAGCACCUCUCCAGGUGGGUAUAAUUAUGGACAGCCCAUGCCGGUGACAUGCUUGAAUCGGACAAUUGACUCCGGAGAACAUAUCACUGACAGUCUCGGCAAACUCCAAUACAUUCCAUUCCCAACCUGCAAGGAGAGCUCCUUCCCCCUCGCCCUCCGCUACGGUGUCACAGAGACUGUCAAUUGCACUAUCAAUUCCGUCCCCGAUGAGCUCUACCACCUUCUUGAGUAUUACGUCCAUUCCGAUGUGCCCAUGAGCUGCCGUGUGCCCACGGCACCUCUCCUCCCGUCUGCGACCCUUCGCCGGGAUGACAGUGCACGUGAAGGAGACGCCGCCGGCACCCAGCUGUCUACGCUGAGCGAGGAAGGGCCCCCCUAUACUCCAAUUACGUUCGCGCUGCAGGGGACGUUACAGCGCAGCCAUCUCCACAUCUGGACGGACAUGAACGUGUUAUUACAUAACAUCGUGUCGACACCGAAGAAGAACAAGCGGAAGUCGAAGAAAGUGGCGCCCGGGUAUAUUGUGGCCGGUACUGCAUACUCAGUCCCUGAGUUUGAAGUGUCCUUUCUCAAUAGCGGGAAGAAAUCAUCCGAUGAAGAGAAGGAGGCAGCUGCUGUUGCCGAAGCUGCCCGUGAGCCCUGGACCGCCGGACAUGGCACAAAGGUUAUCCGUGGGCAGCCUCUCACCUUUACAUUCCACGUGAGCUGGGUUGAGGGUGGAGGCGGCAUCGGAUGGCCAUCUAGAGGGUCCGCUGCCAGCGAGUCUUCUGGAGGAGCGGGUUUCUUCUCGAAGCUGUUUUUCUUCGCCCUAGCUGCGUCGUUGGGGGCAGCCGUGGCCUUGUUUUGGGAGCGGGCUCGGCGACGGGGCUGGCGAAGUGACGGGAUCCUCGGUGUUCCGUCUCGAGGAAAGGGAUCAGUUGGAAUCUCAUAUGGUAAUGGUGGCAAGGCCAACGGGUAUGGAGGUUACUCCGCCAACAACGUCUCAAUGGCGAGCAACGGAGGAGGGUAUGGAUAUGGGUAUGGUGGAUUCACGGCUGGAAAGAAGGAUUAGACUGCUAGUUCUAGAGAGGUAUUUAGUGCAGACAGUAACUG
Molecule: messenger RNA, 1351 nt
Organism: Aspergillus alliaceus
Lineage: Eukaryota; Fungi; Ascomycota; Eurotiomycetes; Eurotiales; Aspergillaceae
Exons: 3
Coding region: 156-1310 (384 amino acids)
Source: RefSeq, a predicted model, not a curated record